Molecule: messenger RNA, 1286 nt
Organism: Pocillopora damicornis (cauliflower coral)
Lineage: Eukaryota; Metazoa; Cnidaria; Anthozoa; Scleractinia; Pocilloporidae
Source: RefSeq, a predicted model, not a curated record
GUCUUAACAAAGCUAAGAGUCAACUGUGCGUCUACUCAAACUGUCACUUCCGCACGACAAUCAACUGCUCUGGCGUUGCUUUUGAGGUAUCAAGUCCAAAAUGUUUGCCUUGCUUCUUCUCGGCGCUGUCUUUGUCUUUGCCCAAGCGUCACCUUUCAGGAUGAUUGAGCUUGAAGAUAGUCUUCCGCUUGCCCCAAUCCCCAUUCCGGUGGAAGUACAGUUUAUCACACAGAAAGAUGAGGUAUACACUGGCAAGAAGAAUCUCUCCUAUCAUGCUGCUCUCUGUGGGGGAUGCAGUUUUGACGGCUUGAACGCUCGCUUUGCAGUUAACUUGGUGAACAAUCCUUGGGACAAAGAUGAGGGAGAUUACAUCACUGUCUAUGUCAGAGCAACGGAUCCUACUGGCACGAUCAUUGCUUCGAAUGAGGAUGACAUUCUUCCUGACUUCAACUUCACGUAUUUCGCUAAGUACAAAGACUUGUUCUUUGACGUCAUAACAGGCCCAGCUCCCUCCUUUUCGUUCACCCUUUCUCUGACAUUUGAUUACAAAGACAGAGUUUAUCUCCCUCGACCCUGCGUUCCUCGUUGGCAAAUGACUGCUGAGGAAUACGCUGUAGCGAAGAAUUACAGCAGUAAAGAUGUAGAUUCCGCAUACGACCUUAUACCAAUUUUCAAAAGCGCCUCGACUCAAAGCGUCCUUACAAGGAACAAGAAAUUGUUCAGGCUUGAUUACUGCUUUGGUCCAAGUCAUCACUACAACGUCACCAUCACAGUCAUUGCUAAUGAUCAGCAGUCAGGCUUUGCCACAUAUGUCUGUAACAAGACUUACGUUGCCAAAAAAGGAACCUGCGACGUUCUGACCCCGAAUUUCGACAUAUCUGGCGGAGCAGUAAAUGUUGUGCUCAUGGGACUGGAUGGACCGCAGGAUUAUGGACCGAUAACAGUCCGUGUGCGUGGUGAUGGACGAUAUGGCCUGAGUAACAACUUUACUCUUGCUGGAUCGGCUCCUUACACGAUCUUCUAAACUGUCUUAAGACUUAAGACUUUUUUUUUCUUUCCUUUCCUUUCUUGUUUUGUUUUCUUUGUUAUUAGUCAGUUUGCUCUGUUUUCGCUUUAGUCUUUUUGUUCAAAGGUACUCGGUUAACACAAUUUGAGUUAUUAUUUCCGACAUUUCCCUUGAAUGAUAUCACGAAAUUUAGCUUAUUAGAUCUCUGUAGAAAAACGCGAAAGAAGUAAUCUUAAAUCAAGCUUGGAAAAGAUGAUUAAAGAACGGUCCUCUGUCUUUC